Messenger RNA from Gallus gallus (chicken), 4307 nucleotides. It is a transcript of the gene PSEN2, whose product is annotated as presenilin 2. Gene Ontology annotation, molecular function: aspartic endopeptidase activity, intramembrane cleaving. Gene Ontology annotation, biological process: intracellular signal transduction; amyloid-beta metabolic process; calcium ion transport. Gene Ontology annotation, cellular component: nucleus; growth cone; ciliary rootlet. The transcript is spliced from 11 exons. Bases 708 to 2078 code for a protein of 456 amino acids. The record is from RefSeq and is a predicted model, not a curated record. NCBI's taxonomy places the organism in Eukaryota, Metazoa, Chordata, Aves, Galliformes, Phasianidae.
GCUGGAGCCAAUGGGAUAGGAAGGAGAGGGAGGCCGGCCGGGUACAGGCCGAGCGCAGGUACGGGGUGGGGGGGGGGGGACGCGGGUCGAGCGUCGGCUGCGGGGUCUCCUCCUGGGCCGGCUCGCUUAAGGGGUGGGCGGGGGGCUCCGGCACGGGGCUGCCCGGCGGCAGCCGGCAUCGCGCCGCUGGGGUCUGCGUGCGGCCGCUCAGCUCCGCGCUGGGCCCGGCGUGAAGGCAGGGCACGGCAGCAAUAGGUCCGGCAGCUUUGCUGGCUCAUGCUGGUGGGAGUUGCGUGGCUGCGCGUGUACGGGCAACGCUUACCUACGUGUGUUAAAGCAGACGGUCAAAUACCUGUGUUUUCUCCGGGGCGGUACGCCUGCCCGGAGCGGCGCUGGGACGUGGCGUUGGGCCGCGGGUCGCUGAGCGCGGGGAGCGGCAGCUCGAGGUGCGCCCGGCUGGGCACGGGGCGCCGUAAGGCUCCAGCUCGCGUCUUCCUUCGGUAAGCCUUCUGUUGUGCUGCCCGCCGCCAGCUCCGUACGGCGCGCCUGGAUGCGGCCGGCCGUGCGCUCGGAUGGACGAGGACGCUGAGCCCGCUGCGCAGCGCACAGCUCGCCGCCUGCACGCCGUGCCCUUGGGAAGAAGAGAGAGCGUUGUCUUGUGCAGUGCUUGGCUGAGCUCCUCCUGAGUGCUCCCUGUGAAAACGACGAUGAUCACGUUCAUGAACAACUCGGACAGUGAGGAUGAGCCCUGUAAUGAGAGAACAUCUCUGAUGUCUGCAGAGAGCCCUCCAGUACCUUCCUACCAGGAUGGUCUGCAAGCCUCAGAAACAAGGGAAGCACAGACACAUAGGAAGAGGCAAACAGGCAGCAGCCGUAGCCCUAACAAUGUUGCUGAUGAGGAUGCAUCUGACUCGGAUGUUCGAGUGAGAGAGAGUGCCUUGGAGAAUGAAGAGGAGGAGCUGACUCUGAAAUAUGGAGCAAAGCAUGUAAUCAUGCUUUUUGUGCCUGUCACCCUUUGUAUGAUUGUUGUCGUCGCCACCAUAAAGUCAGUGCGCUUCUAUACGGAGAAAAACGGGCAGCUGAUCUACACCCCUUUCAGUGAGGACACCCCAUCCGUGGGCCAGCGUCUCUUGAACUCAGUGUUGAACACUAUCAUAAUGAUCAGCGUCAUCGUUGUAAUGACCGUGUUCUUAGUUGUGCUUUAUAAAUACCGCUGCUAUAAGUUCAUCCAUGGUUGGCUAAUCCUGUCCUCUUUUAUGUUGCUGUUCCUCUUCACCUACAUAUAUCUCGGUGAAGUGUUGAAGACAUACAACGUGGCCAUGGAUUACCCCACAGUUAUCUUAAUCAUCUGGAAUUUUGGAGCUGUUGGAAUGAUUUGCAUCCACUGGAAAGGUCCCUUGCAGCUCCAGCAAGCAUAUCUCAUUAUGAUCAGUGCUCUGAUGGCACUGGUUUUCAUUAAAUAUCUACCUGAGUGGUCAGCAUGGGUGAUUCUAGGUGCAAUCUCAAUUUAUGAUCUGAUUGCUGUUCUCUGUCCUAAGGGGCCACUGAGAAUGCUGGUAGAAACUGCACAGGAAAGAAACGAACCCAUUUUUCCUGCAUUAAUAUAUUCCUCUGCUAUGAUAUGGACAGUUGGAAUGGCAAAACCAGACACGGCAGCAAAAGGACAAAGCCAACAGACAUGGGAUGCAGAAGACGAGAGAGAGAACCACAGUAGCACUUCACAUUCAGACUCCCAGAUUUUGGACACAAGGAGCCCUGCUCCCAGCCAUCCCAUCACUUUAGAGGAAAUGGAAGAGGAGGAACGAGGUGUGAAACUGGGCCUUGGAGACUUCAUAUUUUACAGUGUGCUGGUUGGGAAAGCAGCUGCCACACCUAGUGGAGACUGGAAUACUACACUGGCCUGCUUUGUAGCCAUUCUCAUAGGUUUAUGUUUAACUCUCUUACUACUGGCUGUUUUUAAGAAAGCACUGCCUGCUCUUCCCAUCUCCAUCACCUUCGGCUUGAUCUUUUACUUCUCGACAGACAACCUUGUGCGACCGUUCAUGGACACCCUGGCCUCCCACCAGCUGUAUAUUUAGAAGAAGUGGGAGUCGAAGAAUUCUUUUCAAGCUUUGCUGUGAAGUAUGGUGCACUGUUUGGAAUAAGUCAUAACGUUUUUCACCUAGUGCCAUAUAUUUGUAAGGAAAACAGUAACUCUGUGACAUGAUGUGUACUAAAAAGCUAGCUACGUGUUAAGCUGAACUCUUUCACAGGACUCCUAACUCUCGGACUCCAAUGGAAAACCUGGCUCAUUGCAGAUGUCAGAGCAUUACUUAAAUGUUAUUUAAUGUGCACACUGGCUCUUAUGAGCAAGGAAACCUGUAUGUAGUGUGGGGUACUGGAGAGAUGAAGGGUCUGAUCUGUGCUUCCAGAAGCUCAGGUGUUCUAACCUUGGAAUUGCAGUCAAGUUUUGCUGUGCUCUGGAGUUGUUAGCACUUCACACUUUUCAAGUGUUGUGUGCGUGUGUAGUGAAAGUCAGUCUUGCUUGUAAUCAGGAAAGCACAGCAGUAUGCAGAGAACAGAGCAGUGCAUCACACCUCGUCGUGAGCACUAAGCUGAUGCGUGAUGCUGAACUUCAUAAGCUAGGCUGUGGAAUUGCCCCAGCUGUCUCUCUUUGUUCUGACCCUGGUGAGACAUGGCUGCCACGAUUCUAGAUGGGAUGUCAGCAGAAAGACAUCUGAACAUCAGGCUUCUGUUUCUGAGUGCAUCCACCCGGGCAGCUAACAGCUGAAGACAGGGCUGACUGUUAAGCAGAUUGGAUCCUCAGCGUGGAAAUCAUUGCACAGCUCCCAGUAAAUGAGUUGACCUGUAACUUCUUGUGUGUAUCUUUGGUCUCAUUUCUGUACAUUAUUGUAACUGUUCCAGAGGAGGAUUUACCUUCCCUCUGUGAAGAGGUCCUCUGACGCUGACUGAAGCUUGGUUUACCUAGUUUUUGGUACUGUUGUUUAGAGAGCUUUUAUUACAAAUUUUAAAAUAGCUAUUUAAUGUAAAAGGAACUCUUUUGAAAAUACUGUCACCAUUUGUAUCAAAAUAUGGGGGUGCAAACACCAACCUGCUGGGACAUUACAUAAGGCACCACUAAUGCUGGAAACGUUGACGCAGCCUCAAGUGACUUCAUUUAAAAAAGCAACAAAAAAAUCACACUGCGUGUUGCCAGUAAGGAAAAACAGGUCUGACUCUAUCCUUACUGUUAUUACCUAAUCACUGUUUUCCUCCAGACUUUAAAAACACUUUAUUUCUACUCUGAGGGUCACUUUUAGCAAUAGUUCUGUGAUUAUUUUUUCUUCUUACUUGAGUGUGUAACAAACAAGCUCUGUUUUCUCUUGACAGCUGAUCAGUAUCAGUGCUUAGAACUGUAACAUUCUGCAGGGCUUUUUGAACAAUGCAAUGUCACUGAGAGAUACAGAACUUCAGCUCUGAGAAUCCUUUUUAGAUAAGGCUUUGAAGUAUGCCUUUUUAAGAUAAUGUUUUUUUCCAGUAGACUUCUUCAAGCUAAUCUACUUUUUGAUAUUUUAACAAGAACAUCAGGUAGGUGCUUCAAACAAAUCUUUACAAAGCACGUGAGGUGUUCUGAGUUGUGUGUCUUAGUUUGGACGAGUACGUAAUUUUUGCUCUUGGUUGAGUUUGCUGUUCUUACUGCUUACAUUUGCAAUGUGUAAUGUAAAAAUUGCAGAUAACUGAUUAUUACUGAUAGCUGUUUUCCUUUGGAAACGAACUGUCUGCUUGUUUUUUAAGGUUUAUAUGAAUUAGUUGUUCUUUUUCUUUCUAACAAAAGCAGUUAUGGGGCCAAAUCAAAAUACAAUCACUUGCAAUCAUGAUUUUGUAUUUUAUACUGCAUGGUGUAGAUGAUGUGAAAUACUUUAUACAUAAAGGAAAAAAAAAUCCUGCUUGGCUUAACAGGGCUGUAGCAUAUCGCUAGAAAGUAUUUAUUUUUCUGAAAGUGAAGUUGAUAAAUGAAGGAAACUGGGUGGAUCCUUCUUACUGAAGUAUCAUUAAUAGAGCUUGAGUUCUAUGUAGAUCUGUGCUUACCAUGAUUGGCCCCUCUCUGAACAAAUUCUACAUAACUUAUAAUUUAAAAGGUGACUGAGCAGUGGAUUCUGUCAGUGCAACACAAUGUACUCGCUUGGUGAGUGAAGGGGUAUACUGCGUGUGUAUAUACUGGGGUGGUUCUAACUGUGUAAAUGUUUAUAUGUAUUUACUAAUAUAUAUUCACUGUGAGUGUGUGUAUAUAUGUAUGUAUAUACACACAUACAAGAGUUUUAAAAUGA